AUGAAUUUUGCUCACGCGGAAGCUCGAAGACUUGCUCAAACAUUUGACGAGAUGCAUUUCGCCGAUGCCACAACCAUUGCAUUAUUGGCACCUAUUGCCGUCUUAGCAGCGCCGCCGAUCGAACGCGAUGUUGACCAUCACAAGUUCAAGUUUGAGGACUUCAAAGGUCAGCUCGAUGCGAAUGGCAAGAAGGUUUCCCAGCGAAGUAGUUCCGACGAAGACAUCCUCAAGCGCAACAAUGAUUACGUCUCUAGCUGCGGGUCCGAGUGGGUGUCUGUAGGUGACUUUGUUAAUGGCCGAUAUUGGCUCGGCUACAGCUCAGCUGUCGAUGCUUUCUGCACACACAUCACCACCGACUACGAUGGAGAGGCCGCAGUCAUUGGUCCCAAAGCAUACGCGGGCACCACCAUCCGCACCAACGACCUAGGAGACCAGAUUGGUCUCUCCGGUGGCAAGAACCCGACGGACAAGAACACUCAGGUUCUACCAGGCCACAUCGAAUUUGAGAUUCAUAAUAAGCAGGAUACUGGAGACCACACCCCAGACUUGGCCAAUUGCAAGCUGUAUCUCAAGAAGAUGGCAGACCCCAACGCCAACGGCAAAAAUUGCUAUGGGAAGAACAACAAGGAUUCGAAGGGCGGUACUUGGCAGAUCGGCAACGACAAGAUCUCUUACCACGCUCUACCUGGCAAGAACUAG
Molecule: messenger RNA, 699 nt
Organism: Neoarthrinium moseri
Lineage: Eukaryota; Fungi; Ascomycota; Sordariomycetes; Amphisphaeriales; Apiosporaceae
Exons: 3
Coding region: 1-699 (232 amino acids)
Source: RefSeq, a predicted model, not a curated record